Anopheles maculipalpis is the source of this 1083-nucleotide messenger RNA. RefSeq names its product septin-1 (gene Septin1). The record is from RefSeq and is a predicted model, not a curated record. The transcript is spliced from 5 exons. Gene Ontology annotation, biological process: cytoskeleton-dependent cytokinesis; cell division; regulation of exocytosis. Gene Ontology annotation, cellular component: septin complex; cell division site; septin ring. Gene Ontology annotation, molecular function: GTP binding; molecular adaptor activity; GTPase activity. Lineage: Eukaryota; Metazoa; Arthropoda; Insecta; Diptera; Culicidae. Bases 1 to 1080 code for a protein of 359 amino acids.
AUGUCUGAGUCCGGCAAAUCGUUUUCCAACAUGGAAUCUUCCAGCUACGUCGGGUUUGCCAAUCUACCGAACCAGGUGCACCGCAAGUCGGUGAAGAAAGGGUUCGAGUUUACGCUGAUGGUGGUCGGUGAGUCGGGCCUCGGUAAAUCCACCCUGGUGAACAGUCUGUUCCUGAGCGAUCUUUAUCCGGAGCGUGUCAUACCGAACGCUGUUGAAAAACAAAAUCAAACCGUUAAGCUGGACGCGUCCACGGUGGAGAUUGAGGAGCGAGGCGUUAAGCUAAGGCUAACGGUCGUCGAUACGCCCGGUUUCGGCGAUGCGAUCGAUAAUAGCGAUAGCUUCAGUGCAAUCCUCGAGUACAUCGAUGAACAGUACGAGCGAUUUUUGCGCGACGAAAGUGGCCUCAACCGUCGUAACAUUGUCGACAACCGGAUACAUUGCUGCUUUUACUUUAUCUCACCUUUUGGCCAUGGGCUUAAACCGCUCGAUAUUGAGUUUAUGAAGAAGCUGCACUGCAAGGUGAAUAUUGUGCCGGUAAUUGCGAAGGCCGACGUGCUGACGAAGAAGGAAAUCCAGCGCCUCAAGUGCCGUAUAAUGCAGGAGAUUGAGGAUAAUGGGAUCAAAAUCUAUCCACUGCCCGAUUGUGAUAGUGACGAGGACGAGGAUUAUAAGGAGCAGGUGCGUCAGCUAAAGGAAGCGGUUCCGUUCGCUGUUUGCGGUUCGACCACGCUGCUGGAGGUGAAGGGACGGAAGGUGCGCGGUCGGUUGUAUCCGUGGGGUGUGGUUGAGGUCGAAAAUCCGGAACAUUGCGAUUUCAUCAAGCUUCGCACGAUGUUAAUCACACACAUGCAAGACCUGCAGGAGGUUACCCAGGAGGUGCACUACGAAAAUUAUCGCUCGGAACGGUUGGCUAAAUCCGUGCGCAAAAACACAAACUCCGUCAUUAAGGAAGAUAAUGCCGUGCCCGGAAGUGAGUCACUGACCGAGAAGGAUCGAAUUUUGCGUGAAAAAGAAGAGGAAAUCCGCCGAAUGCAGGAAAAGCUCGCGCAAAUGCAGGCCAAAAUGCAGGCACAGAAGUAAAUG